AUGGCAGUUGCAGAUUCCAAAUAUCGAUUUGUGUACACUGACGUUGGGAGUUAUGGUAAAGACUGUGAUUCUUCAGUGUUUAAGAGGUCUAGUUUGUGGAAGCCAAUAGAAAAUGAUGAACAACAAUUGCCAGAAGCAAAAUCUUUGCCUGGAAUAGACAGUCCAAAACUACCUUACUUCUUCAUUGGAGACGAAGCCUUUGGUUUACAUAAACAUUUACUGAGACCUUUUGGUGGAACACAUCUGACAGUCGAUAAAAGAAUUUUUAACUAUCGACUAUCUAGAGCAAGAAGAUUUGUUGAAUGCUCUUUUGGGAUCCUCACAAAUAAGUGGCGGAUAUUUCAUCGACCAAUUAAUGUACAACCAGAAUUUGCUGUCAAAAUUGUAAAUGCUUGCAUUGUUUUACAUAAUUUUGUACUUGAGAGGGAUGGAUAUAACGAUUUGGAUACAAUGUCAAUCACAGGUUUGUCAGAUAUAUCUGAUGAGAGUAACGUACGAGGAGGCCUUACACCAAAUAACAUAAGAAAUACAUUGUGUAAAUAUCUUGUUUCUGACGUCGGAAGUCUACCAUGGCUAAUGUCGAAAAUAUAA
Molecule: messenger RNA, 591 nt
Organism: Acyrthosiphon pisum (pea aphid)
Lineage: Eukaryota; Metazoa; Arthropoda; Insecta; Hemiptera; Aphididae
Exons: 1
Coding region: 1-591 (196 amino acids)
Source: RefSeq, a predicted model, not a curated record